This is a messenger RNA of Juglans microcarpa x Juglans regia, 1460 nucleotides long. RefSeq names its product CASP-like protein 4A3. The record is from RefSeq and is a predicted model, not a curated record. Bases 361 to 1191 code for a protein of 276 amino acids. NCBI's taxonomy places the organism in Eukaryota, Viridiplantae, Streptophyta, Magnoliopsida, Fagales, Juglandaceae. The transcript is spliced from 4 exons.
AAAAAGUAGAUCACAUUAGAAAAAAAAAAAAAAAAUUUAUUUUUUUUUAGUAUGGUUUACCUUCUACAAAUAACGUGGAUGAGACUGAUAUUUAAGAUUUAUAAAUUAGUUAAAUAAUAAAUUAUUUCUUAGUUCCAAAUAUUUUUGGGAAAGAAAAUGAGACCUGCGACAGGUAGAAAUACAAUUUACUGGGAAAGUAGUGGGGACACGUGGCGUGGACCCACAGCGGAACAUGAAUAAAAAUAGUACCCACAGCGGGACAUGAAAGUUUUAAAAAGUCACUUAGUUUCUUUUCCGAGUCCCCAAACAGAGAGAUCUUUCUACCCCGUUUAAAUUCGAGAAAGUGUAAGGAAAUUCGAAAUGGAAGCUGAAGCCAAAGCCCAAACUCAAACGGAAAACCACCACCAGCAGCAGCAGCAACACAAAUCGACCAUGAAGAAAUCAUCGUCGAAGAACUCUGACUUGUCGUCCACUCACAUGGACUCGCCGCAUUCUCCACUCCGCUUCCACACCCCGAUGCCAUCCGACUCCGGCGACCCGCACGAUACUCCACCCUACGAGUCACCGGAAAACUCUCCAGGGAAACCUCCGGAAAACUCCAUGGCUAUGGUUAUCUUCGACAAGUUCACGCGGAAUUCGCCGCUGACGUCUCCCUCGGACGGCCAGAAACCGCCGGAGAGCGCGAGCAAGAACAGAAACGCACUGGCGGUGGACUCUCCGUCUCCGGGGAUUGUUUUGAAUCGGGCGAUCAGGGAAGAGCCGCCACCUUCGGUGUCGAAGGUGGGACCGGUCGGCAGUGGGGAUGGACGGAGAUUGGGAACGGUGGCGUCGAUUCUGAAGAGGUCGAAGAGGGAGGUGAUGCUUAAGAGGGCUGCGCUAGGGUUUCGGCUGAGCGAGUUUGUGCUCUGCUUAAUUUCCUUUGCAGUUAUGGCCGCCGAUAAAACCCAGGGUUGGAGCGGCGACUCCUUCGACCGCUACAAGGAAUACAGGUAUUGUUUAUCUAUUAAUGUCAUCGCAUUUGUAUAUUCGAGUUUCCAAGUAUACGAUUUAACCUACCAUCUGGUGACCGGAAAUUAUGUGAUUCGCCACUACCUACGGCGUCAUUUUGUUUUCUUUAUGGAUCAGAUUAAGUCAACUGCUGAAACCAUUAGGAAGUGCUACAGGUGUUCAGACCAGUCAGCCCCAAGCUAAGUGAUAUUACCUCUGAAAUAUAACUUAGCUUGGGUCUGUUCUCUAUGUACUAGCAUAUCUUCUCAUAUCUUCAUCCUCAUCAGCAGCCACCCGGGUUGAUGAUUGGCAAUCGAACUGGGGGAAAGACGAGUUCACAGAGAUGGCUACUGCAUCUGUCAGUAUGGCCUUCCUAGCUUUUGCUGCUUUUGCCAUUAGUUCCCUUAUAUCUGGUUACAACCUUUGUACCCGUGAAUCCACUUAAUCUUGGAACCGGUUUCAUGUUCCUUCAA